Frankliniella occidentalis (western flower thrips) is the source of this 7007-nucleotide messenger RNA. Its product is annotated as cytospin-B. Gene Ontology annotation, biological process: actin cytoskeleton organization. Gene Ontology annotation, molecular function: protein binding. The record is from RefSeq and is a predicted model, not a curated record. The transcript is spliced from 14 exons. Gene Ontology annotation, cellular component: microtubule organizing center; filamentous actin. Lineage: Eukaryota; Metazoa; Arthropoda; Insecta; Thysanoptera; Thripidae. The coding region runs from base 282 to 5525 and encodes 1747 amino acids.
GCAUUUCUGCUUUCUCUUUGUAUUUCCAGAUGCACUUCUUAAAGAACGCAACACACCUGCGGACAUGUUGUGCGAGGUGCCGGCGUUAGCGCUGCACUUAAUAUCGCCUCCUCAUCCAUUAACCCGCUCAGGGACUGCGGGAGCGCUUAACUCCAUCCAACUAAAACAACAACAACAAAAAUAAAUCGGGUGAAAGAGAGAGAGAGACUGACUGCAACAACGACGACACCAACAAUUGCAUCCUCGAGACGCGAGAGCGGGGCGCUGCUGGACAAACUACUAUGAUGAAGCUAAAAUCGCUGUUCCGUAGGGGCCACGGGCCUCCGAGCGGCGGCAAUGCGGCUCGGCCGGGCAAGCGCGGCGCGGCCGCCGGGGUGCCGCCCGCCGCGGCGCCGGCGCCUCCGGGCCAGGAGGGGGCCCCCGCCCCCAACGGCGCCAACGGCGCCAACGGCGUCAGCACGCUGCCGCGGGCGCAGCUGGCGCAGCAGGAAGGGCUGGUGCGCUCGUUCGGCUCGGCCGAGAUCCCCAAGGGGCAGCCGUCGUCGCUGCAGCCGCCGGGCGAGGCGGCCGCCGUGCUCAAGGGCGCGGCCAGCAUCUCCAGCCUGGACAGCAAGCACCACAAGUUCCAGCUGCCGCAGCUGCCCAAGCAGCUGCGGGGCGGCAAGGGGCGCGCGCCGUCCGCCGACACCGCCCCGGCGGCGGCCGCGGCGGCAGCUGCGGCCUCCGCGGCCUCGACCAACGGCAACCCGGCGGAGGUGCCGGCGCCUCCCGUCAACAACAACAGCAUCAUCAACAAUAACAACAACAACAACCACCACCACCAGCAGCGCAGCAGCGCCGACCUGGAGUCGAUGCACAGCCUCCAGGGGACUCUCCAGGGCCUCCAGGGCGAGCUGGACAAGGUGACCCGCGACAAGCUGCUGCUGCAGCGCCGCGUCGAGGAGCUGUCCGGGAGCCAGGGCGAGCUGCAGUCCCUCCGCCAAGAAGUGGCUCGGUUACGGGAACAGCAUAGUGCAGAAAUGGAUGUAAGCGUAGAAAAUAUGACGUCCCACAACUGUGGAUUAUCAGACAUGGAGAAGGAGCAACUCCUCCUCAAUGCGAGCAAUUCUAGUAAUCGUCAGAAGUCACCUAUACCUUUGAACAAUGGAGGGAUUAAUGACCUGUGUGCAACAACAAGUACAAAUGGUGUUCUACCCGAUGUGUGCGACCCGAUAUGUGUCACUCCUGAUCGAGACAGAGAUUGGGACAAGCAUUCCUGCAGCAGUUUGAGUGAAGUUUCAGUAGCAUGCCUUCAAGAUAGAAUUAUGCAGAUGGAGGAAACCCAUUACAGCACCAAUGAGGAACUGCAAGCUACACUCCAAGAACUGGCUGAUCUACAAACUCAACUUACUGAGUUGCAGUCAGAAAAUGAACGCCUCACUGAAGAGAAAGGUGUUCUGCUUGAGUCGCUAUGUAGACAAACUGAAAAACUUGAAGAUUCACGUACUAAAGUGGAUACACUUCAAGAAUUGUUGUUAAGAGAGGAAGAUGGAAGUGGCCCUGGUGGUGGUGGAGACUCACUGCAUGGCCCUGGAGAAAGGGAACAAAAACUUGUGGAACUUCUCAAGAGUGGUCAGGAGGAACGUGAGGCCCUUCUAGUCAAACAGGAUGAGUUGACAUCAGAAUUGGUUGAACUAAGGGCAGCAGCCGACUCGCAUGUUGCUGAAAAUGCCAGGCUAACUGAUAGAGUGAGGCUUCUUGAGUCAACUGUUGAUGCCACUCAUGCAGAAAGAAAGCACCUUGAUCAAGAGUUGGCAUUAGCAAAGGAGGAAAGUAGUUCUAGACACAUAGAAAUUUCAAGAUUAUCAACACUUCUAGAAAAUGCCAGAGCAAAGAUUGAAGAAUUGGAUCAUGCGAGAGAACUUGGGGACAGAUCAGAGGUAGAGUCAUUAUUAGACAAUGUUCGGAAAGAAAAGGAUAUUCUGGAGGGACAAGUUGCUUCUCUUCAAGAACAAUUAUCAAGGUCACAGUGUGAAGUUUCAAAGCUAAGAGAGCAGUUAAGCUCUCUUCAAGAAGAAUUCAAGGUCAUGCGUAACAAUUCCAAACAAAUUCGUAAAGAGAAAGAAACUUUAGCAACUGAAUUUGCUACUUUACAAGAAUCGGCAAAUGACAUAAGAAUGCAGUGUCAGUGCCAUCUUGAAGAUAAACGGCAACUUAAAGCUGCUCUUUCUGAAACUCAAAGGCAUUGUGCUGACGUUGAGCAGAGAUUAGCUCAUUAUGAGUCUGAUCUCGCUGAGGAAAAGAGACUCCGUAGUGAAGAGAGUGCUGAAUGGCAACAAUUCCAAUCCGAUCUUUUAAUGACUGUACGAGUAGCCAAUGAUUUCAAGACUGAAGCACAACAUGAGUUAGAAAAAUUAGUGUUGGAAAAUAAAUCACUUCGGGACAAAGUUCGAUCGCUGGAGUCUCAACUGGAAAAACUGAAAGUGUAUGCCAGCAGCAAGGAAGGGGAUCAGCACGUACCUACCAUGGUGUCAGCAAGUCCAGUUCAAGCAGACAGUGUAGAGUCAUCAAUCUUAUCAGAAAACUUGAAACCUAUUACAGUAUAUAGUGGUAACAUCAAUCAAGAUUUAGGAGAUGCAUGUGCCUGUCAAAAUAUUUUAAUUAAUGAAAAACAGGAAGAACUAUCAGUGGAAGGACAGACGAGCACCUGGGCUGAGAAAGCACUAAGUGGAAAACCAGAUAACCACAUUGUAUCCUUAGAGGAUCAGGAGCCAAGCCCUCAAUUAGUCAAGAGCCCGCUAAAGGACUUCUUUGACCGUCUGAAUGAAGCUGAAAGCUCUAAAAGGACGAAACCUCAACAAGCAUCCUGCAAAUAUGUAGUGGCAUCAGAAUGCCCUGGACAGGUGUUGUCCAGUUUACCAACUAUUGUUGUAAGGCAGCCUGAGGAUGAUGAAAUAAAAUACCAGUCUCAACAAGCUGAAUGUCAGUCUAAGAAAGGUGGAAAUUUUACUGAUGCUAACAUCCCAAGGGAGUACAAAAGCCCUCUGAAAGAUUUCUUUGAGUCCCUGAAAACUCGUAAAGAAUUUCAGGAAAGCCUGCCAAUAAAAAGGAGUGUAUUGAGAGAAUUUUUUGAUUCUCUGAAGACCAAAAAGGAAUUGCAAACAAAUGAAAAUACAAAGCCAAUAAAUCAUGCGAGUAUAGAACGUGGGGAAAGUAUCUCGCACGACAUCACACCAGUCUCUCUUGGUAAAGUGCAAAGAGAGCAAGAUAAGGUAUUAGCUGAUAGUAGUUUCCAUGUCCUUGCUUCACCUGGGAGUCAAAAAUUUCCUGAAGGUAGUAUUACAUCAUCCCCCAGAAAGGGUGGUAAAUUGAAACGCAGUCGGCCAGUAUCAGGCUCACCACCCCCUCAUGAUCCUCUUGAACAAUUGAAAGCACAAGGCUCACAGCACAAGUUUCUGAAACUCAACUGUAAGAACUUGCACUUUGAAAAGGUGGUGCGCAAACCUUCAUUACCUCCUCUUCCUGAACAGAACGAAUUUGUUCCUACCCAUGAAAAAAAAUUAAGCUCUGAAGAUUUUUCAUUUACUCCACUCCCUUUUUUUGAUAUUAAUAAAAAUCUGAACAGCAAUCAUGUUUCUCGUGAUCAGAGGGUGCCUUUAGUGAAAGCUCAUUGCAUCUUCAUUGAUGAUGAUGAAGAGCAAGAAGAAUUAUACAAAUGCAGUAUUUCUAUGCCUUUAGAAAGUGAAGCUAAAGCAACUGUACCAAAGCAAAUUUAUUUGGAAGCAAAUGAGGAUUCCAGAAAUCAAGUAAUUUUUGAAAUGCUUUCGGAUGCGUUUUACAAUAUUAAUGACUCUUCAGAGACCAUUAAACAAAGUACAAAAGAAUCAACUCCAUCCAACAACACUCCAAUAGUUGUGGAUUGUGUCAUGAAGAGUAGUUUUGGUCCUAAAGAUGAAAGUAUCUCUAAUUCAGAUAACACUGCUUCAGUAUGUGGUGUUAGAAAAAAUUCUGAUACGGAAAUGGAGGUUGAAAGUGUGUUUUCUCAAAGCUCUCCCACCCAGCAAGUGCCAGUCAUAGCCAUGCAAACUAUAGCAAAAAGCCGAUCGCCUACAUUAGAAAUGCUGCGGUCUGUAGGAUUUGUUCGUGAAUCAAAGCGUCGCUGGUCUGGGGAGGUUGACAGUGAUGAUGACCACUUUGUUAGGUCACCAAAUAGAAAUUCUUGGCAUGGACCUUAUAAUCAACCAAGACCCAUCCAUUCAAACAAGAGUCCUAAACUGUCUAUUUUCAAAGAUCAAGACCCUGAAAAACCUGAACAAUUAAUUGUCAGAGCCGACAAUUUGCAUAAACCACCAUUGACACAUUCUAAAGUUAGUGCGACCUUGCAGUCAUCGGAUGAGCAGGAGGUGGGUUCCCAGCCCAGUUCUUUUAAUCUUCAGCUUUCUCCAGCUGUUCAGUGUUGUCCUUCUGCCCAGAAAUGUGGCUCGCCCCCACCUGCUCACCACCCGCCUGUGAUGCUACGUUCAGUGUCCAUGUCUGGUGCCAUGUCAUCCACCAUUGGUGCCACUGUCGGUGACUCAGUGCUGAAUGAAAUAGCAACAGCCCGACGAAACAAACCUGGCAUAUCUCGUCAGGACUCAAGACUGUCUGUCAAGUCCCUUAUAGAAAGCAUUGAAAAUGCUACAAAGCAGGCCAAGACUAGUAAGGGGCCUGGUGGCAGCCGUAGUUCCUCAACUUCCAGUCUCAGCAGUAUCGCCAGUGAUGUGAGGGCAGCAUCAGUAGCAGUUGGUGCAGCAAAUUUGUCGCCAUCGACUCCAUCCUCCCCGUUACGACACCUCACGCUAGCUGACUCCGAGCCACUUUUUAAAGGGCCAUUACGAGACCAGCAGUCCAAUAACCAGAAUAACAACAAUCAACUUCACAAUAAUAACAAUAACAAUAUGCACUCAAAUAAUCGACUUGUGCAGCAACAGUCUCGCAAGAAUGUGCUCAGUGAUAAUGGUAAAGCCAACAGUCUGGAUAGUCUGAAGGCCAAUUCAAAGGCUUGUGAAGAUGUUACCCAAGUGUCACAACCACCCCUUGCACUAGCGAGUUUGGCCCAUCACCCAGGCCUCACUACACCAGUCUCCAUCCUAGCCAGCAAGAGUAUGGAUUAUACAAGGCGCAACAGCUGUGGUGAUUUAAGUGAGAGGAAAGAUCCACUGGCACCCUUAGUGAAGAAUGGUGGUUCUAAAAGAAAUGCAUUGUUAAAGUGGUGUCAAAAUAAGUCAGUUGGUUAUCGUAAUAUUGACAUUACUAAUUUCUCUAGUUCUUGGAAUGAUGGUUUAGCAUUUUGUGCUAUUCUCCAUUCAUACCUUCCUGAUAGAGUACCUUAUGAUACUUUGACACCUAAUGAGAAGCGACGUAACUUUACCAUUGCAUUCGCUGCUGCAGAGUCUGUUGGUAUCCCUACAACUUUGAAUAUCAAUGACAUGAUUCAGUUAGAGAGACCUGAUUGGCAACAAAUCAUGGCCUACGUUACAGCCAUCUACAUUCAUUUUGAAACUUGAAAGUCAUUUUAAAACUCAGCUUACAUUUUAUAGUACCCUGAAAAUUUUGAUGUUUGACAAUUAUUUUUAUUUUUGUCAAAUGACAUGUGAUGUUGAUAUUUUGAGGUUUUGAUUAAGAUUGAUACCAUAAGAACCUCGUUAAAAUCCAAGUUAUCAAUUGAAGUUUUGUACUUGCUGCAUCCUGCCACCAUGCUGUGGCUGUAAAACCAAGCUAGUCAACCAAAAGAUUGUCCUGUAUUUAAUAAUAUUAAUUAACUAUGUGAAGUAAAAAAUAUUGUUUUCAAUUUUUAUGUCAAGAAGUUAGUUCUUAUAGACAAUCAUCAUGUGAAUAUCUCUCUGUGUAUCUAUCUUUCUUUUAUAAUGCAAGAAGGUACUAUCAGUUGCAAUUUGUAACUUUUCCCUCCUUUUAGGCAGUUAUUAUUUUAGUCAGCUUUUAAUAUUUGCCAACUGUCAGCACCCGUGAUAUUGAAGUCAAGGUCUUCCCUAGCUUGCUGAAGGCUAAAUGUUAGUUAUUUCAUAACUGACAGCUUUAUUUUUUAUUUUUAUUGAACUUUUCCAUGCAAGCAAUCAUAGUUUUAGCAGGUUUAUCAACUGUUUUGAAGUAUGGAUGUUAUUAAUGGGACUGUAUAAGUCUGAAAUUGACUCUGUGCCUUCAGUAUUGUAUCCUUGCACCAUUGCUUUGCCAUCAGUAUUUUAAAUAUGGAGAUAUUUAUUUAAAAAAGAUCCCAUUCAUCGAGUUAAUUCUUUCAAUAUCUGGAAAUGUGUUUGAUCUUUGAUUCAACAUGCUUCUUCCGAGAUGUCAAAUGAAAUUUGAUGGCAACAGAAAAGAAAUUUAUCUUAAGUGGAUUGUACUUAGACGCCUGGAUUAGGCUAUACAAAGGUUUGUGAUGCAUCUACAGUCGUAAAGUGAAGACAGCUUUGAUAGUUCAGUAAUAGACCUAGUCAAAACUGCGCUGCUACUUUUAUAAUUUUCUGUUCUAUCUUGAGUGAUACUAGGUCACAUUUCUCCUUGCUUCCUGGAUAAAUUUGACCCUUCAUGGAGACAAAUGUCUGGUUUUAGGUAUCACUGCUUGAAUUUGGUAUUUGUGUUUCCAUCGGUUCCCAUUUUUCUUUAAACUAUAUCGGCUUCAACCCUUCUGACUUGUGUCACAUCAUUCCAAUGUGCUGUCACAAAUUAGUGACACAGACUGAUUUACUCUUUUCAACUGUAGUUUGUAUUUGUUAUUCUGUCCUGUAUGUUAGGCAGGGAUGAAAGAUUGAGAUUCUUGGCAGCUUUUUUUUAUGUAUUUUUCACUAUUUGUAAUACUCAAAACUUUUAUGUAUGCUUAAAAUUUGCAUAUUUGACCCUUGAGUUGUUGUUUGUUUUGUUUGAAGUCAGAUAAUUCAUUUAUGUUUUCUUUGUCCUUAGUCUCUUUUAUAUUUAUAUACAUAUAUUUCCACUUCUCUCAUAAAUGUAAAAUACAAAAAUUCUCUGGCAAAGAA